Morone saxatilis (striped sea-bass) is the source of this 2690-nucleotide messenger RNA. It is a transcript of the gene ccdc82, whose product is annotated as coiled-coil domain containing 82. The coding region runs from base 329 to 1066 and encodes 245 amino acids. The transcript has 2 exons. Lineage: Eukaryota; Metazoa; Chordata; Actinopteri; Moronidae. The record is from RefSeq and is a predicted model, not a curated record.
AGCGAAGAAGACGCGGGAGCAACAACAAUAACACAGAGCUAGCUACACUGAGGAGAACAGCUGCAAACUGUCCUUUUUGUAGCCUGUUUAUCCUGCUUUAACACAUACAGGCAGAACGUUUCCAUGAACAGAGUCCAAAAUAUAUCUUGACGGAGGUGAAUUCAGGCGCCAUAUUGUCUUUCUAACACAGAAAUAACAUGCUGUCGCUGCUGUGACGCGCAGACGAUAGGAGCUAACUAGCCGCACCGUUAGCUUGUUUCCAGUCAGUCCGGUUCUCUCUCGUCGGGUUUCUGUUUAAUGUCACUGGGCUCCGGUACCGCGUGCAGACAUGGAGAGCUUGUACAAGCGGAAAAUGUUCGCGUCGAUGCGGAAAACCAAGGUGGACGCAUCGAAGAAGCGCCAGAUCGGCCUACCCGCCUCCAUCCUGGACGACAGUGACGAAGGCUCCUUCUCCUCCUCCUCCUCUUCCUCCGGAUCCCAAUCCGACUUCCAGAGCUCCCCAGAGGAGGACAGCGAGCAGGAGGGUCGGGAGCGGAGCGAUUCCGGGGCGACUUCGAGCGACGACAGCCGCUCAGUGACCCGCAGGAAGCGCUCAUUCCUAGGAGGCGACGACAGCUCCUCAUCCUCCAGCUCCGGGGAGGAGGAGGAGGAUAAACAGAAGGACAGGAGCCAGCCGAAGAGGAUGGUGCAGCUCAAGAAGCGGAACAGGCUGCAGCGGCAGGACGAAUCGGACUCAGACCAUGCGGAGGAGAAACGGAGAGAGGAGGCGGAGAAGGCGAAGAGGAGGCAGAGACACAACAAGCUGCUGGCACUGUCCCGGAGGAUGAAGGCCCGGGUCCCGAGCAGGAGGAGGAGCCGCCUGAAGCAGGGUGCAAGUGACGAGGAAGAGUCCAAAGAAGCUGAGGAUGAAGAUGGAGGCAGAGGAGAAAACGGCAGCAAGAAAGAGGCAUCGGAAGGUGACGAUGGAGGCAGAAAGAAGGAGAAAGACAAGGAAGAGGAGAGCGAGGAGGAGGAGGAUGAUGAUGAGGAUGAGGAGGAGGAGGAGAAGGGGAAGGGGAAGAAGUAGAUCCACACCGUGAUAGGGGACAGAGAAGGAGUUUGGAUGUGAAGAACUUAAACCGUCUGAAAGUGUCUCCCUACUUUUAGCUUGUACAGUUUUUUUUCCUCCUGCAGCAUUUAGAGUGGAAAACAAAAACACUAAAAUAUGGAGUUUCGUGGUCAUAUCUGUUGCUAUAGAAACAGACAUGCAACAAAAAGACAUCAUCUGGGCAGCCUUUUGAUCCGUUACAAAGUGUUUUUUGUGAAGGAAGCGGAGCCAGAAGUGGGACGCAGCCUCAGAGUGAUGCUGAGAUCCAAAAGUGUCUCAUGGAUAUGUCCCUUCUGGGGCAGUGUCAUGUGAUAACUCUUAAUGUUGUUACAUUAUGUACCCCCGCUGAUCUGCUGACACAUGUCAUGUCAUUUUUUUUAUCCCAGAUAAGAAUAAUCAUGUUCCACUGACAGGUAUUGUUUAAAUUUUGGGGCUCAUAAUGUCCCAGUGGAAGAUGGCCACUCCUUGAAGGGAGCUGUCCCUGAUGGAGUCAUUCUGUGUUGCUAAUGGCACGUUGACAUCAUGUGGGAUGGAUGGUAGAGAAAGACUUAAUGACUUGUAAGCGUUCAUGUCAUCAGACAACUGGUUGUGUGAUUACAGUGUUGGUCAAGUGAGGGUUUAAAAUACUGUGCUUUGACAAUAUAACAUUAUCCCUUAAGUGUGGGUUGAUCACCUAGAACGGUGUUCUUUGGCUGAAUAAAGGUCUCCUUAUUUGUUUGAUACAUCAUUAUUUCAGAAAAGUCUCCCAGUCGUAAUGACGACUUUAAAGUUGAUGUGAAUGUGGUAUAAGCUGUUUGGGCUAGCUGUAGCUAGCUGUAUAUCCCUGUACGGCAAGCAUGGUGAGUGUGUGCUGUUGGACAUAGCUUGGAUACCAUCAAAGUCUUAUUGUGUAUCAGUGCACCACAUUUUGUGUUGUGUGUUUUUGAGUUGGUAGAUGAAACAUUACAGUAAGUAGCAGCAGUGUGAAAUGUGUAACAUGUCCCCGAUUAGGCCAUUAAUGCUAGCUAGCUACCAUCGCAGUGCGUCAAACAUCCAAAGUCUUUAUUUUAUUGUAAUAUUAUUGUGUUUUAAUGAUUGUUAAGAGGUGUUAUCUCUCAGAGACAUGCCUUGUGACCAAAUUAUUUUAACUCAAGGUCCACUUACUUGCUCCAGAACUUUCAACCUAUCUCGUGGUCUUCAGCAAAUAGAAUUGACCCUUCCAAAGUCCUGAACCAUCUCUUUUCCUCUACUUAUGCUAUGUGCUAAGCUGUCAAUGUUGGAAAGACCACCACAUUUUGGAAAAAAAAAAUAUAUGUAGUCGAAUCUUAAGGUAGCUAUUUAAUUAUGGUAAAACGCUAGCUAACAAAUGUUUUAUGAAAAUUAGCAUGCUAGUUAGCAAGGGUUUUGUUAACAAUAGCUAGCUUACUUAAGAUGUGAUCUUUUAACAGUGUUCAAACUGUAGUUGAAGGUGGAAGAAUCCUUUUUGAAGACGAUUAAAAGAUAAAGGCGACAUUUAUAUAGUCACAUCUUAAGACAGCUAGCUAAUGUCAGCAAAACGAUAGCCAACUAGCUAGCUAAUUUACAUGAAUCAUUAGUUAGCUAGCAUUUUGCUAACAUUAGCUAG